Oncorhynchus masou masou (cherry salmon) is the source of this 697-nucleotide messenger RNA. Its product is annotated as heat shock protein 30-like. Gene Ontology annotation, cellular component: nucleus; cytoplasm. Gene Ontology annotation, biological process: protein refolding; response to heat. The record is from RefSeq and is a predicted model, not a curated record. Bases 59 to 697 code for a protein of 212 amino acids. The transcript has a single exon. NCBI's taxonomy places the organism in Eukaryota, Metazoa, Chordata, Actinopteri, Salmoniformes, Salmonidae.
CACUGAACACACGGUACAAUCUCAGAGCAAGAGGACUCAACAUUAACAUCGACUGAAGAUGCUGUGCUCCCGAGUAUUCCAGUCUUCCCUCAGCCCAUUGAUGGACUUCUACUGGCCUGUGUGCAGUCUUUGGCCAGAGGUCCAACCUCUUUUCUGCCAGCGGUAUUUACUGCUGAGAAACAUGCUGGAGAUCAAGAGCAGUCUGGAGCUAAUGGAGAAACAUCAGCAGAACAUCUUUGGAGAGAUGGACCAUGUCCGAGCCUCUGUGGUCAUCCAACCAGUCUCCUACACGCUGGAGAAAGAGAGAGAGGGUUUUGCCCUGGAUACUAAAGACUUCUCCCCAGAGGAGUGGUCUGUCAAGCAGGUGGGCAGGAAGCUGAGAGUCAGUGGGAAGACAGAGAAGAGGCAGGAUGAUGGGGAAGGCUCUUACUCUUCCAGAUGCCAGGAGUUCAGACAGGAAUUUGAUCUGCCUGAUGGGGUGAAUCCUGAGACUGUCACCUGCUCCCUGGAUCAUGAUGGGAAGCUCCACAUCGAGGCUCGAAAGAAUCCAUCAUCUGCUGAGGAGGUGGCUGAGAGAGUGGUGCCCAUCAACUGUAGCCUGGAUGUGAAGAUGCCACAAUUCCUCAGCUCACAGACAGAGGGCAGCAACAUAGACACUCAGAGGAAUCAAUAUCUCAACAAAAAGUUGAUAGCCUAA